AUGGACGCAGAGAGUGGUGACCUCAGUCGCCAUAAUAACAACGCAUCAACGCUGUUUUCGUUUCCCCUACCGUCUUCUCAGAAGAACAUCCCCCUGAACCACCAAUCUCACCACAACCACCAUCACCACCCCGUUCAUCACCAUCAACAUCCACAUUUAAUCAAUCUUCAGGAGAUGCUUGAAACGACAAGUGUCCUGGACCAAGUCCACCAUCACCACUUUGAUAAUCGAGGAGUCCCGAUGUACUACCCUUCUCAGCCCUCAUCCACCUAUGACGAGGGUUCACCUGAUAGCCUCCGAAAGGCUUCUCCAGUCAGUUUCCUCCGCAACGGUCCGCCAACUAAACGACUCAUUGACCUCGAACCCCAAGCGCUUCAUGGUGUUGAUUCUACCGGUGGUUUCGAGAAUGUAAAGGGAGAUUACUAUGGUGGUAACGAAGGUUAUGGUGCAAACCCCAGUGCCCAAUUUCUACGAAGUCCACCCUCUGAUUACUAUCCGAUGGAUUCAUCGUUUUCCGCGCCCCCACCCCAGUCCACCCAAAUCCAUUCCCCAGCUUUCCUAAAGGUAGACGAGCAUCAAGGAGACCUUCCUGAAGGAGGUGAAAGGAGAUACGAUUAUACUUCACCUUCACCAAACACGCAGAUACGUCAUGCCCCUUCCCUGAUCCCCCAAAUGAGCGGGGGAACUGAAUAUGUGCAAAUUGAGGAGGGUUAUGGAAAGGUUUCUGGACAACCACAAACAACAAUUCCUCCUCAGCAUCCGCCCACAUCCACGCCGUCAAUGAAUAGCACCAACAGCAUUAAUAGUAAAUCCGUUGUGGCUGGACUCCCAUGCGGUAACACUGGCUCAACAGCCAUAAUUUAUCCUUGGAUGAAAAGAGUGCACUCUAAAGCCGACGUCGAACCCCUCUUGUCUGGACGUUGGUUCCUCCUUGACUACGUGAGCCUGACACCCGAGCAAUUCGAUUGGGUUCGCCAGAGAGAGGGAGAGAGAUUAAAAAAACCGACUGAUGCGACGCAUCAGGGGUCCACUUUUUUAUUAUACCAGAUGGUGAAAACGAUGAGUCUUUCGAGUUAUUAUCAGGCUCUGCGUGCACGGGUGGCAGGCCCGACAUCCGUGUGGGGGGCGCGCGGAGCCUGCGAUAAAGGGAGGAGUCCGGCUGGGCCAUUGACCAGGGACGUUGUUGUUUUUAACCUCGGCUUUUGA
Molecule: messenger RNA, 1206 nt
Organism: Mesocestoides corti
Lineage: Eukaryota; Metazoa; Platyhelminthes; Cestoda; Cyclophyllidea; Mesocestoididae
Source: the annotation of a GenBank genome assembly